AGCUGCUGGGGACAGAGGAAAAGGAAGGGGUGGAGCUGCUUUGCGGCUGUCAGCUGAGCUGUCAGCCGAUUGCAGCCAGGCUGAUCGGGUGUCUCUAGCGCCGUCCUGGGCCUUGAGGCCAUCCAGGGUCUAGACCCGCGGGGCCAGGACAGGAGGACCAGCUCAGUCUAGCAAGCCGGGCAAUGCGCCUCUACGGAGUAACUGCAGGCCGGAGCCACCCCAGGUCAGGCCGGGAGCAGGAAUCAAACAGGUCCUGGGGGGGCCCCAGCCUGGGGCUUCUGUGGAUGGCGCUGGCGCUGGCCCUGCCAGACUCCCUGGUUCUCUGGACACCCGCUGGGGCCCACCCUCUUCCUGCCCAAGGACAUCCCGCCAGGUUCAGUCGCACAGUGCCCCAGCUCCGGAGUGCCUUUGGGUGGUGGAACCUCACUUGCCCAGCCUGCAAAAGCCUGUUCACCGCCAUCGACUUUGGACUGCAGCAGGAGAACAAUGUGGCCCGGGUGGGCUCUCUGGCCAUCAAGCUGUGCAAGCUGCUGAAGAUAGCACCGCCCACUGUGUGCCAGUCAGCUGUCCAGCUCUUCCAGGACGACAUGGUCGAGGUGUGGAGACGCUCAGUACUGAGCCCAUCUGAGGCCUGUGGACUGCUCCUGGGCUCCACCUGUGGGCACUGGGACAUUUUUUCAUCUUGGAACAUUUCUUUGCCAGCUGUGCCGAAGCCGCCUCCCCAGCCGCCCAACCCGCCAACCCCAGGCGCCCCUGUCAGCCGCAUCCUCUUCCUCACUGACCUGCACUGGGAUAGGGACUACCUGGAGGGCACAGACCCUAACUGUGAGGACCCACUGUGUUGCCGCCGGGGUUCUGGCCUGCCACCCCCCUCCCGCCCAGGUGCUGGAUACUGGGGCGAGUACAGCAAGUGUGACCUGCCCCUGCGGACCCUAGAGAGCCUGCUGAGCGGGCUGGGCCCCGCUGGACCGUUUGAUAUGGUGUACUGGACGGGAGACAUCCCUGCCCACAAUGUUUGGCACCAGUCUCGUCAGGACCAGCUGCAGGCCCUGACCACUGUCACAGCUCUCGUGAAGAAGUACUUGGGUCCUGUGCCUGUGUACCCUGCUGUGGGCAAUCAUGAGAGCACACCUGUCAAUGGCUUCCCUCCCCCCUUCAUAGAGGGCAACCACUCUUCCCGUUGGCUCUAUGAGGCGAUGGCCAAGGCAUGGGAGCCCUGGCUGCCCGCUGAAGCCCUCCACACCCUCAGAACUGGGGGGUUCUAUGCCCUUUCCCCACGCCCCGGCCUCCGUCUCAUCUCUCUCAAUAUGAAUUUUUGUUCCCGUGAGAACUUCUGGCUCUUGAUCAACUCCACAGAUCCCGCUGGACAGCUCCAGUGGCUGGUGGGGGAGCUCCAGGCUGCUGAGGAUCGAGGUGACAAGGUGCAUAUAAUUGGCCACAUUCCCCCAGGACACUGCCUGAAGAGCUGGAGCUGGAAUUAUUACCGAAUUGUAGCCAGGUAUGAGAACACCUUGGCUGGUCAGUUCUUUGGCCAUACCCACGUGGAUGAGUUUGAAGUCUUCUAUGACGAGGAGACCCUGAGCCGGCCGGUAUCUGUAGCCUUCCUGGCGCCCAGUGCCACCACAUACAUCAGCCUUAAUCCUGGUUACCGGGUCUACCAAAUAGAUGGCAACUACUCCGGGAGCUCUCAUGUAGUCCUGGACCACGAGACCUACAUCCUGAACUUGACGCAAGCGAAUGCACCGGGUGCCACUCCGCACUGGCAUCUCCUCUAUAGGGCUCGAGAAACCUACGGGCUACCCAACGCGCUGCCUGCUGCCUGGCACGACCUGGUAUACCGCAUGCGUGGCGACACGCGGCUAUUCCAGACCUUCUGGUUUCUCUACCAUAAGGGCCACCCGCCCUCCGAGCCCUGUGGCACGCCCUGCCGCCUCGCUACUCUAUGCGCACAGCUCUCUGCCCGCUCCGACAGCCCUGCUUUGUGUCGCCACCUGGCGCGGGACACAAGCCUCUCUGAUAUCCAGAGCCUGCAGCCACGGCCACCAUUCUGCUAGCUCCGAGUCGGGAAAGAGCGUUUUAGCAAAGGAGCAAAAACUCCAGGUCACUGUGGUGAGAAGGAGGUGGGUGGAAGAGCCUAUCCUGGGCCCCACGCACACAAGGGAAAUGGCACCUUCUCCUUUCCUGGUGCUGGUUGGGCAAGACAUGGAAGGGAGUUGGCAGCUCUGCUGGGUCUGAACCCAGCAUCUAGGCUACCCUGGGGCGGCUGUCUUCUCACGGACAUGGAGCAGAGGUCUCAGUUGGUAUUGCCCCGGAUAGACCAGACAUGAGCUGUCAUCCCAGGCCUGUGCUGGCCAGCCAGGAACACUGUACUGCGGCUGCCGCCUGACUGCCAGCCUGUUAAAAUAAAGAUUUGAACUCCA
Molecule: messenger RNA, 2420 nt
Organism: Hipposideros armiger (great roundleaf bat)
Lineage: Eukaryota; Metazoa; Chordata; Mammalia; Chiroptera; Hipposideridae
Gene: SMPD1
Product: sphingomyelin phosphodiesterase 1
Exons: 6
Coding region: 183-2054 (623 amino acids)
Biological process (GO): ceramide biosynthetic process; sphingomyelin catabolic process
Cellular component (GO): lysosome
Molecular function (GO): acid sphingomyelin phosphodiesterase activity
Source: RefSeq, a predicted model, not a curated record